Molecule: messenger RNA, 1788 nt
Organism: Pipistrellus kuhlii (Kuhl's pipistrelle)
Lineage: Eukaryota; Metazoa; Chordata; Mammalia; Chiroptera; Vespertilionidae
Gene: PLSCR3
Product: phospholipid scramblase 3
Exons: 8
Coding region: 276-1157 (293 amino acids)
Biological process (GO): plasma membrane phospholipid scrambling
Cellular component (GO): plasma membrane
Molecular function (GO): phospholipid scramblase activity
Source: RefSeq, a predicted model, not a curated record
GGCGGGGCCGGGCGGCGGGGGCGGGGCCAGGCUCCGGGCCCGCCUCCGCGAGCUCCCGGAGCCUCGGAGCUUUGGGCACCCCGACUCUUUUAGGGGCUUCAGUCAGAGGCGCCGCCCGACAGACCCUGGGCGGGCGCCUGGCGCAGCCGCCUCCGCGUGUGCCCGUGCGUCUUUGUGUCUGUCUGUGUGUCUGUCAGGCUGUCCCCGGGCUUGCCUCCACUUCGAGAGCCAAGCUUCCGGUAUAGCGACAGCCCGCGAGCCCUCAUCCCUCUCCCAUGGCAGGAUACAUGCCCCCCACAGGCUACGCCCCCUCGCCCCCUCCUCCCUACCCUGUGGCCGCCGGGUACCCGGAGCAGGUGCAGCAUCCCGGGCCCGGCCCGGCGCCCGCCCCCGCGCCCGCCCCGGGCUUCGCCGUCUUCCCCUCGCCCGGGGGCCCGGGUCCUGCGGCCGGGCCCGCCGCCCCGCUCCUGCCGCUGCCCGGGGUGCCUGCUGGCCUGGAGUUCCUGGUGCCGAUUGACCAGGUCCUGGUCCACCAGCGCGCGGGCCGCGUGGAGACGCUCCUGGGCUGGGAGACCAGGAACCGGUACGAGCUGCGCUCCGGGGCCGGGCAGCCGCUGGGGCAGGCGGCCGAGGAGAGCCACUGCUGUGCGCGGCUGUGCUGCGGCGCCCGCCGCCCCCUCCGCGUGCGGCUGGUGGACCCCAGCGACCGGGAGGUGCUGCGCCUGCUCCGCCCGCUGCACUGCGGCUGCAGCUGCUGCCCGUGCGGCCUCCAGGAGAUGGAAGUGCAGUCGCCACCGGGCACCACCAUCGGCCACGUGCUGCAGACCUGGCACCCCUUCCUCCCCAAGUUCUCCAUCCAAGAUGCCGAUCGCCAUACGAUCCUGCGAGUGGUGGGGCCCUGCUGGACCUGUGGCUGCGGCACAGACACCAACUUUGAGGUGAAGACCCCGGAUGAGUCCCGCAGUGUGGGCCGCAUCAGCAAGCAGUGGGGCGGGCUGCUCCAGGAGGCCCUCACGGACGCAGACGACUUUGGCUUGCAGUUCCCGCUGGACCUGGACGUGAGGGUGAAGGCGGUGCUGCUGGGAGCCACGUUCCUCAUUGACUACAUGUUCUACGAGAAGCGAGGAGGCCCUGGGCCCUCUGCCAUCACCAGUUAGACGGCAUCUCAGGGUGAGGACCAUCUCCUCAGCCAGAACUCAAGAUGCUCAUCUGGCCCGGCCUGGCCCCUCCUCGGAGGCAGCCCGUUUCCUCCAUGUGCGCUGCAGAGGACAGACGGGUGCCUGAGAGGCUGGGGCCAUGGUGCCCCUCCCUGCCCCGCUCCCCCGGCCUCCUUCGCUGUGGCCCCCGCAGGAGGGUAUGUACGAGAGCCCUUCCCCGCUACCUCUCACCGCUGUCUCCGCUGUCCCUCAGCACCAGGCGUAUCAGCUUUCACACUGCCCUGCUCCCUUCCUCUCACCCCUUCCAGGCCCCUGCUCUGGGGUCUUGCAACAGAGCUGGGGUGGGAAAGGGCAGGCAGCACCAAAGAUGGCUGAUGUGGCCGCCCACCUCUGCCUCAGCUUGGCCAAUCCGUCCAGCCUCAGAACGUGGCACUCAGAGGAGGUCCCUGUUUCCCCAGCAACGGCUCUAGGGCCAUGGCCCCAGCACCAACCCCCCCCCCCCCCCCCGCCCUCCCCACCGCUGGUGCUUCUGCAGCUCCGUGUGCCUUACUGAACCACCCUCCCUGCCCUGUUCCUACAAAGGAGGCUGCAUUUGUAUGUUAUAUUCAUAUAAACUUUGUAAUGUUUUGGA